Messenger RNA from Thecamonas trahens ATCC 50062, 3916 nucleotides. Its product is annotated as leucine-rich repeat protein. The record is from RefSeq and is a predicted model, not a curated record. Gene Ontology annotation, molecular function: cation binding; protein binding. Lineage: Eukaryota; Apusomonadida; Apusomonadidae. The transcript has a single exon. Bases 1 to 3861 code for a protein of 1286 amino acids.
AUGAACGGUGGCAACGGGAGUGGCGUUCCGCGGUUUGUGCGUGUGCUCCUUGUCGACGGGACAGCCAAGAGCCUCGCCCUCGGCCCCGCCACUACCGUCGGAGCGCUGCUCGCGGCGCUGGCGGAGAAGAUAGCCCUUCCGGUGGCUGCGGCGGUUACGGAUGCGAGCGCUGCUGGCGAAGAUGCCGAGGGCGAGGCUGCGGCUGCGGCGGGCGAGGCUCCGGGCGCAGGAGGCCAUGUCGCCGACGGGCCGUUCACCCUCUGGGCGCUGGACGACGACGGCAGCGAGCUCGGGCGAGAGCGGCUGGCGCUUCCGCUGCCGGCAGACCUUGUGCUGGCCAAGCUUCUGGAGGUGUGGCCCAUGCUGGCCGAUGCGGCGGCGGUGCGCAGCAGGAGCGGCGACUCGGCGACGGCCAUGGCGGUGCCGGUGCUCUCGGUGCCGGUGCUGCGGCUGUCGCGGUCGCCGCUGGCACCCGGCAAGUUGUGGCACUCGCAGGACGCGCGCGUGGUUGACGCGGCCUAUCGUGAGGCUGUGGCCCUGGUGCUGUCGUCGGCGGUGGCUGUGCCGUCGUCCAUGGCUGUGGCUCUCGCUGGCAUGCACGCCCACGUGGCGUACGGCGACUUUAACUCGGCCGUCCACUUGCCGGGCUUCUUUGGCGCAGGCGUCGACUCGAUGGUGCCGGCGGCGGUUGUUUCCGGUAAGGGCUACAAGCGUGGCUCAUGGGAGAAGAAGAUUCUGGCCGAGCACCGCAAGCACGCCCUCCGCCACCCGCUGCUGGUCAAGCUCCUCUACCUGCACACACUGCAGUCGGUCUCGCGCCAUCUCAACUACGCGUUCUUCUGCUCCUCCUCGCCCGACGCAGCGCUCCCGCUUGCCAAGCGCAAGCGCUCGUCGAUGUCACGCUUCAAGCUCCCGGUUGCCCGCCUCGGUGUCAACGCCGACACCAUCCUCCUCGAAGUGCCAGCGCCCAAGGCCUCGGCCGCACCCAUCGAGUACAUGCUGGACAUGCGCUCGCCCGAUGUUGACAUGCGGGUCGAGCCCGGGCCGCUUCUGGACCCGACAUCGCUGCUGCUGGUGACUGUCUCAUCGCCGGCCGCCGUCCUCGCUCCACCUUCGGCCUGGGCUCAGGCCCACGGCAAGAAUCUUGUCUUUGCCUUUACCUCGCCACUUGCUGCCUACCUUCUGGCUUUGCUUGAGAUGCUUGGCUCGGCGUCGCCACGGCUGCCGCCGUUUGAAAUGCUGCUUGCCGACCCGGCGGAAGCGUCAUCGAGGCCCGGGACGCCGCGAGCUGGCUCGGCACCGAGCUCACGAGUCUCCUCCUCGUCGUCGUCGUCGGCGGCGGCGUCGGCGGCGUCGGCGUCGGCAAGCUCGGCAGCAGCAGCGACGACUGCAGCAGCUGGCGGCGCUGGUGCUGCCGCCGCCGCGAGCUCCAAGGCGAGCAGUGGCCGUCAGACGCCGCGUGCCGAGUCGCCGCAGGUGGGUGACGCGACACCGCUGGCACUGAUCAAGGUGGCCAAGGACGCCAACUACUCCAAGCUUGCGCUGGAGAGCGUGCCGGCGGAGCUGGGCACGACGCAGGCACAGGCGACGGUGUGCUCGCUCCGGCUUGAUCGCAACCAGCUCUCGCGGCUUCCGGCGUCGAUCGGCUCACUCUUGCGGCUGACCUCGCUCAACCUCUCGUACAAUGACCUCACAGAGCUGCCGACGGAGCUGGGCUUGCUGAGCAACCUCACGUCGCUUGAGCUCGUGGGUAACGCAUUGACCGAGUGGCCAGCGGCGAUGAGCUCGCUGGACAAGCUGGAGAUUCUGGAUUUGGAGCGCAACUUUCUGCGGUCGCUGCCAAGCUCGCUGGUGGGCCUGCGGUCGCUGACGCGGCUGCAGGCGUCGAAGAACGAGAUUGCAGACGUGUCCGAGGUGCCUUGGUCGUCGGGCUUUGAACACCUGGUGCUGCUGGACCUCUCGCACAACGCGCUCACCAGGCUGCCUGCCUCGAUGGCGUCGCUGCUGACGCUGCGUGUGCUGGACCUCCGCAACAACGCGCUUGUCGAGCUGCCGGACAUGCUCUCGCAGCUCCCGGUCCUCUUCAAGCUCAAUGUGUCGGACAACAAGAUCCAGCAGCUCCCGGCCUCACUCUUUGACCUCGACGCGCUCAAGGACUUUAACGCCGACCGCAACGAGCUGACCGGCUUUGCCACGCCUUCGCCGGCACAGCUGAAGAACGCCAAGCGGUCGCGGCUCCUUCCGUCGCUUACCACCAUCUCGCUUGUCUCCAACAAGCUCCGUGCCAUUCCCGAGGUCCUAUUUUCGCUGCCGAGGCUGCUGCUGCUUGACGUGACCGACAACCAGCUGGUGUCGAUUCCUCCGUCGAUUGGCAAGCUCAAGAACUCGCUCUGCGUCUUUUCGGCCGGCAUGAACGCGCUGGAGGAGCUGCCUGUGGAGCUCUUUGCGUGCAAGCGGCUGCAGGAGCUCUCAGUCCCGUGCAACACCAUCCGGGUCCUGCCGUCCAAGGUCCUCUCACUCUCGUCGCUAUGGAAGCUCCAUGUCGGCGACAACGAGCUUGUGGCGUUGCCGAACCUCUCCAAGCUUGUCUCGCUCGGCGAGUUGGUUGUCUCGGGCAACGCGCUGACCUCGCUCCCUUCGUGGGUCCUCACGCAUCCGGGGCUAGAAGCGGUAUACGCGGCGCGGAACGAGAUUACUGCGCUCAUGGGCUCGCGACUGACGGCCCCGCUGGAGGUCCUUGACCUCGAGCACAAUAGACUGACCGCCGACGCCAUGCCGUCCGCGUUGCUCUCGGCCGCCGACGGCGUGGUGCACUGGAAGCACAACCCGGGCGCGCCGACCGAGGCCAAGCCGAUGCAGGGUGUGGAGAACCUGGUUGGCGAGCUCCUCGAUCCGGUGGUGCUCAACGAGCAUGCAGCGCGGUUUGAGCUCGGCACGGCCGACAUGGUCGGCGUCCGCGAGUCGAUGGAGGAUGCUCUGCUCGUGGGUUGGCAGCUGUGGUCCGAGCCGGACGGCUCGCCGGUCGAUCUGUUUGGCGUCUUUGACGGGCACGGCGGCUCGUUUGGCUCCAAGUUUGCGGCCGACACGCUGCCAGACGUUGUGACGGCCAUGCGCCGCGACGACGGGCGCCCAGCGCUGCUCGAGGGCUCGGCCACGGCGCAGUUUGAAGCCGUGGCCACGUUGCUCUCGGACGCGCUCCGUAAGACCGAGUCGUCACUCAAGUCGGCCAUCAAGGCGCGGCUGCGCAAGAUGCCGCGGCUUAAGUUUGUCGGUUCGACCGGCGUCAUGGCGCUUGCUGUCGCCAAAAAGCUGUACAUUGCGAACAUCGGUGACUCGCGCGCGGUUCUCUGGGUCCCAGCCCUCCCGUCGGGCGCGGUCCUUGGCUCGACCGGGCCAGUGGCGCAGGUCCACAAGCACCAGCCGCCGCCCGACUAUCCGUGGACGCAUCUGGAGGCCUCGUCUGGUUUUAUCAAGCGCCUCUCGCAUGACCACAAGCCCGAGUCGGCCGACGAACGCACCCGCAUUCGCUCGCAGGGCGGGUACGUCGGCGACGAGUGCCGGGUCAACGACAUUGUUGCCGUCUCGCGUGCCAUCGGCGACUUUUAUGUCAAGCCGUACGUCUCGCUCUGCCCAGACAUCACUGGCCCAUUUGAGCUCGACGGCCUCUCUGGCUCGGUCCUCGUCCUCGCGUGCGACGGCGUGUGGGACGUGCUCUCGGACGGCCAGGCCAUGACCACCAUCCUCGCCGAGCUCGCCGCGCCCGGCCCGGACCCGUGCGCUCGCGCCGCCUCGCGCGUCCGUGAUCUUGCCUACCAGCUCGGCUCUGGUGACAACAUCUCGGUCAUGGUCAUCCGCGUGUAGCUCCUAUCGUCAUCCCACGCACGCCCGCGCGAGUAACACUAUCCAGCAAGAUCCA